UUCAUCAUCUUUUCUCACAAUCAUAGAAAGAAGAACAUCAAAGGGGCAAAGGGCAAAAUGCUGAACAAAAAUGUUUUCACAUUUUUGGCAAUAUUUUUGGUCUUGCCCCUUAGUUUUUUCUCCAGUGCAAAUGCCAAUAAACCCUUGAGGAGACAUCUUUUGAGCCAUGAAUCAGAGAGUUAUGCAGUUAUAUUUGAUGCUGGAAGUACUGGUAGCAGAGUUCAUGUCUUUCGUUUCAAUGAAAAUUUGGAACUUCUUCCUAUCGGAAAGAAUAUUGAGUUUUACCUAGCGACAAAUCCAGGUCUAAGUUCAUAUGCAGAUGAUCCUAAGGCUGCAGCCAACUCCUUAGAACCACUUCUAGAGGGAGCUGAAGGUGCUGUUCCUAAAGAGCUGCAAUCCGAAACUCCCCUCGAACUAGGGGCAACAGCAGGUUUGAGGAUGUUAAAAGGGGAUGCAGCAGAAAAGAUUUUACAAGCGGUGAGAGAUUUAGUCAAAAAUGAAAGCACCUUCCACACAAAAGAUCAAUGGAUCAGUAUUCUUGAUGGCACUCAAGAGGGCUCUUACAUGUGGGUUGCAAUUAAUUAUCUAUUGGGAAAUUUGGGUAAAAACUAUAGAAGUACCACUGCAACAAUUGACCUUGGAGGUGGAUCAGUCCAAAUGGCAUAUGCCAUUUCAAAGGAACAGUUUGCAAAUGCUCCUCAAAAUAUUGAUGGAGAACCCUACGUUCAAGAAAAACAUCUUAUGUCAACAGAUUAUAACCUCUACGUACACAGUUAUUUGAACUACGGACAACUUGCUGGUCGUGCUGAGAUAUUCAAGGCUUCAAGAAACUAUAGUAAUCCUUGCGCUUUGGAAGGAUAUGAUGGGUACUACUCAUAUGGAGGAGUGGACUACAAAGUAAAAGCUCCACCAAGUGGUACUAGCUUGAAAAAAUGUAGAGCAUUAACUAGGAAGGCACUUAAAAUUAGAGCACCAUGCAAUUACAAGAACUGCACCUUCAAUGGAGUUUGGAAUGGUGGAGGUGGUGCUGGAACCAAGACUGUGCAUGCUUCAUCAUUUUUCUAUGAUAUAGGUGCUCAGGACUAAAUCCAUACAAAGACAUUACAGUGAUGCAUGAUGUCAAAUA
Molecule: messenger RNA, 1126 nt
Organism: Nicotiana attenuata
Lineage: Eukaryota; Viridiplantae; Streptophyta; Magnoliopsida; Solanales; Solanaceae
Product: apyrase-like
Exons: 9
Coding region: 58-1086 (342 amino acids)
Biological process (GO): nucleoside diphosphate catabolic process
Cellular component (GO): membrane
Molecular function (GO): nucleoside diphosphate phosphatase activity
Source: RefSeq, a predicted model, not a curated record